AUGGCACAGCUUGCACUGGACGAUCCCGCUGCUUUGAAGAAGCUAUUGGAAAAUUGUGCAGUUCCAGCACCCACUGUUGCCAACUUGAAUCUUUUAGGCUACCGUUCUGUAGCUUUGCUUGGUUUUGCAGUCCCCAGUGAUGGACACGUGGAUGAAAUGAUUGAAAAGCUCACUCCACAUGAUCUAGGGGAGCAGAUUGACCUCUUAUCGCCAGGUGCGGCUAGUUUGAGACGAGCUAUCCGCCAAUGCUACGAAGCGUGCCAGGCGAAAGGUGGCAUUCCAUGUGAACCCAACCUUGCAACAGCAGCCAAACCCAAGCUGUCUCUGUCGGAGCAUAAGGAACUGAAGCUUAAGUUUGUUGAAGACUUCCCAGGUGAAUUGUUGACACCGGAAUCCACUCCCAGCUUCAUGUUUCUUGCCAGUUUGAAAGAGCAAGUGGAUGCCGGCACUUGGACAUGGACACCAUGGCGUCAUCGUAUCUCUGAACAUGCUGAGAUGCUGUUUCAGGAAAAUCGGAAGCCUCGAUCAGAUCAUCAGUUACUUCAACGCAUGCUUAACCAGCAGGAACUGAUGGACUUCCCAGAAGCCAGCGACAUGCAGACAGCCUUGCAGCCCAGACCUCGUUCUCUACAUGCUCCAACGACUCCGAAGAAGGUGGAACCCAAGGCCACCCCGAAAAAGCCGGGUACUCCACCACCAGUUCGCAAGGAUGAUCGACUGAAAGACUGGAAUGAGAGGCCAUCUUCAACUGUGGCCUUGGAGCCGCCCCCUGGCGAUUUUUCUGUGGGAGCUUGGCCAGGUGCAUCAGCCUCCGUGGCUACAUUGCGAGCAUGGCCCUCCUGUUUGCCCUCCACCUUUACUGCUCAGCCAUUGACCCAACGGGUUGAGGAGGAUAUGUGUCUGUCGAAGUCGAUGACCCACCCUUCCCUGCGCAAGUCUGUGAAAGUCGUUCGUGUGGCCAAUUUCACAUUGCGUGAUCGUGAACACGCCAAAUCAUUGCACUUCAAGUCUCGCAGGAUAUGGCUGGGCAUUCAAAUACCUGGCUCCAGCAAACGCAAACUGCUGCCUGACACGCAUGAGGCCCUGCAGGCGAACUUGACAGGUGGCAUCGGUGGGGUGCUGUGCAGCCCUAAGGGGCAAGUUGACGCCAUGUUUGAAAUUUGCCCGCCCUCCCUGCCUACGCCUAAGCUGCGGCCUUCGCCCUAUCAGCUCACAGAUUUGAAGCUUGAUAAAAGGCGAGAGGUGAGUCGUAUCAAAGUGCCCUCUAGGUUUGGUAGACUGGAGGAUGUUCCGGUUCCUUGCUGCUUGUCCAUCCAAGCAGUAGGCAGCAAGCGUAUUGCAGUGCGCAAAUUGACAACAGCAGCAGGGCCUACGGGAUGGAAGGCUGAAGCAGAGAGAGUGGAGCGGCUUGACCUAGCCCGCAUGCUGGUAGGGCUGGCACGCGCAGUGGCCAAACACAGUCUAGUGUUAUCGGCUUUGGAGGGAGUCGAAGUUGAAGUUGCAGACAUUGCUUUCUUGUUUGGAGACCGUGCACCAGGAACUCUGCGGAAACACCUUUCAGGUUGGCGUAGGUGGGCGAGCUAUUGUCAGGGCUGUGCCGUGGAUACUGGCUCCCCUACAGCCAAGGAACUACUUGAUUUUCUCUUAGCUUUAGCAGAAGGCGCCCGCUCUGACCGCGGAUCGCAGCGUGUUGGGGCUGCUCGUAGCGUUGUUCAUGCGAUGAAGUUCAUGGCUUUCAAAUUGGAAUUGCACAAGUUUCAUACUUUGCUGGCAGGACCGACAGUGUGCGCUUGGCUCAGCAGUGCCAAAUGGGAUAGGGCACCACCAAAUGAAGCGCUCCCUUUGCCACUGUUUGCUGUUUGCGAGUUGGAAGAAGCUGCUGCUUCGGGCGCGGAAGAAGACUCUUGGGUGCUUGGUUGUUUGCUCCUCAUGCUAUGGGGGGCCCUCAGAUUCAGUGACGGACAGCGCAUUGAUCUGGCAUCGGUACAAGUUGAAGAUGGUGUGAUCAGAGGUUGGUGCUGGCGCAGUAAAUCGUCCCCCACUGGGUUCCCCUGGGGCGUUUUGACGGUUGGUGCUACUGGUUUGCGCUGGGGCUGCAAGUUUGCAAAUAGAUUGUUAGCUUUACGAGCGCAGGAUUCGGGCAGAGACUUUCUUUUGAGUUCUGAUCGUGUGCCCUUGUCUUACGCUGCUGCCGUGGCACAGUUUCGCAGGUGUUUAGGGACUUACACAACACUGGAGCCCACAGCUGUAUCCCAUUACACCCUGCAUAGCCCCAAAGCCACAACACUGAGCUGGAGCUUACAAAUUUCAGCACCUGUAGAGGAUCGUGCUUGCCAAGGGCACCAUCGCUUGAGAACAGCAACAGGUAGCGUAGAAAAAUAUCGCCGUGAUGACGUCUUGCCUGCUUUGCGCUGCCAGCGGUUGAUACUUCAAUCCAUUGGCAGUGGCUGGGUGCCACAAACUGCCUUGUCGCGUGGUGCUUCAUCCAUCAUGGAACAUGCUCCUGAGCGCGUUGUGGAUUUGCGCCUUUUACCCGGCGAUGUUGCCAGCGGCAUUGUUAACGUACAAGGCAUUCAGGCAGCAGAACCUGGGGAGGUUUCUGACAGGAGCUGCGACAGCGACACUGAUGCGGGAAGCAGUUCAGAUGAGGAAGUUUUGCAAAAUGGCCCGUGGAUCCUCAACUCCACUACUGGCUGGUAUCACAAAGCCACGCAUGUGGACGAGGGCAGUGAUAUGGGCCUGCUUGAGGCAGCUUUCUCUUUCUCGCUGCAGGAGGCAGCUUUCUCUUUCUCGCUGCAGGAAGUUUUGCAACGUUUGUUGUUUUUAUUGUUGCUGCGUGGCACCAUGCCUUCAUCUUGGUCGGAGAUCAUGACAAAGGUGGGGUUGGCUGAAGCGAUUCAGGAAGCAAUCAGCCAGGAGGGCUAUGAUGCAGCUGACAUCUUCGGAUUUGCCUUUACGGACAGUUCGGCGCUUGAAGCCUGGCUGACUCGCUUCCAAAGCAAGUGUGAAGCUUUCAAAGAUUUACCACCAGCGGAAUGGAUCUCGCAUCCGGUGGCGGCUAAGUGCAGGAUUUUGUGGCAGCAAGUUUCUAAGCCUGCGCCCCCACCUGCGCCAGAAGCCGGUGUGUCAACUGCCGCGCCACUUCCUGCCUGCACGAAAAAGUCUACUACUGACCGUGACCGCAUGCGCAAAGAAGUAGAAGCAAAAUAUGCAUCACAUGUGUUUUGCCAUGAUACUUUGCCUUCCAUGGGUUUGCUUCAAAUAGUCAAGCAGCAGUGCGUUGGCAAACAUUGGGAAUGGAUUCCCUGGAAGCGUAUCUUGUCAGAAGCUGUAUCGCAAGAGGCACGGGCCCGGCGAGCUGCCGACUCCCACAACGACUUGUUACAUUUAGUAGCUGACUCUAUGGGAGUCCUGCGGGAGGAGCGAGGGCCGGACAAUGUUCAGUCUGCGUACCGGAUCCAGUGCCUGCUGGAGACACGGGCCGAUGCUUUUGCGAUGUGUGGGGCAUGUCAUCUAGGCUCGUGGACGCUUUACAACAAAAAAUUUCUAGCCUAUUAUACCAAGAAGGUUGGGGACACCUAUCGUGGUCCGUCUGGAGCAGAAGCGGAGGAGGCUGACCAUGUGGCUGUUCAGGAAGUAUUUGAUUUGUGUUUUGCGGGCUUCAGUAUGGAUGAUGCUCUCCACCAGGUAUUGGUGGAACGAGACAUCUUGCGCCACUUGCUGGUCUCGGUCCCAAAGCCGAUGCGCAGUGACAGACCAAAGGGGGAGGGCAAAGGCAAUGGGAAAGGCAAGCCGUUGAAGCGCAACGGGCUGCCGGAUGAAACGGCAGAGAACAUGUCCCGGCCAAAGCGACGCCUGCCCUUGCCCUCUGCAUCCAAAAAACCACGGAGUGACAAUCCUAUGACGCCGGCUCCGCUGGGUGCCCAACAGUCGGUGCGGUGUGGUGGUCUAGAAUUAUGGAUUGGGGCUUGGUCCCGAAUGCUGCAGCUCUGGUCUGAUACAGACGUGGGGCUGCCAGACCAGCUGGCUUUGGGUGUGCCAACAGGUGUACUAGAAACAAUUCCGCCCUCUGGUAUUUGGCGAGAAAUCGAGGUUGCAGAUCGACCUCCUGAUGAACUUCUGGUGUGGGAUGAACCUUGGCCUUCUGGCCUCGAUGAUCCAGGCCUGCUGUUGGCACUUGUGCAAUCUGAUGUAAAGGACGGCUUUGCUGAGUGGCUCCCUGCUGGCAUGGAGGAAGCUCGAAAGCGGUUUGGCCCGCACUGCGCUGCUGGCAAGUUCGGCGUUGUAAAGAAAGACGGGGCUGCUGGGAGGGAGGGCCGGGUGCUUGUUGUCCGCUUCUUUCCCCAGGGUGCUGGUGCUUCCCCUCUUUCGGUGUCAGCGUACUGCCUGCUUCUGGCUGGCUUCCCUUUCGGGGCCCUUCCUGAUAAGGCUGAGGACCUAGGAGUUGUCAAAAUUUUUGAUAGGCUGGUUGCAGAGACGUUUGGGGAGGUCAGACAUUUCUACGAGGCGUUUGACGCUGCAGAAGAAGCGCGUUCACUGGUCAAACUUUUGUGCUCUGAUUCUGAUUCGAUUUCUGAUGCAUUUCUGGAAUCAGCUGUUGAGAACUUGCUGCAGUGGAAAAUUUCAGCUGGACCUGGCAUGAAGCGCAGACGUCGUUUGCAUCUGGAAGGGAUUGCCGGAACUCUGUUGUUGCCGGGCGAACCGGCCCCAUCGAAGCCUUCACUGGAAUUUGAGGAGAUUGUGCACAACGACCCCAAGGCUUUCCUUGAAGCAGCUCGGCGCGCACAAAAGCGAUCCAAGGAUCUUGGAGGACUUGGCAGCCGCGCAGAGAAGGAAGACAGGGAACGCAGAAGGUAUGCGUUGGAACUUGCUAGCAUCAUUGAGGAGUCAUGUUUGCCGGUUGCCCUGCAGAUCGUUACUCUGGACAAACCGGAGCUUGCUUGGUUGAGAGUCUGGGGAAGCCGUAGGGCAAAAACCUUGCGGAACCGCUUUAGGGCCUGGUACUGCAUUCUUGAGAGCUUGCACUAA
Molecule: messenger RNA, 5028 nt
Organism: Cladocopium goreaui
Lineage: Eukaryota; Dinophyceae; Suessiales; Symbiodiniaceae
Source: the annotation of a GenBank genome assembly